GAUUGUUUUUUGCGACGGACACCAACACGGAUAUUCAGCCAGCGGCUUACAAUUAAUCCUUUUAACCGCAAGUCGUCGCCCAGUAGCAUGAAAAAUAUGUUAACCGUUAUCUCUAACGCACUUUGCAGGAUCACGGGCAGGAAUGUGGGAGCCCAAACAGUGUCGGAGUUGCUGAUUGACCUGUCAGAGUACGUCAAUCUAACCUCACCAGCGGCGCCCGCCUUGGCACAGACCCAGCGGCAACCACCCAAACCACCACCUGUCAGUACUAGAGCUUCUGCUGCAGAGUUAGUUAGCACCCAGACCGACAUAGACAGACCAGGCACACAGGUCUUGGUCUCCCGCUCCUUCGCCGACUUCACUCCUCAGGUGACCUUUGACAUCAAGAAAUGCGACCUGCACCGUCUGGAGGAGGGUCCCCCUGAGAAGGCAGAGCUGACUCGGGAUCAGGGACUGCAGUACUACCGCACCAUGCAGACCAUCCGCCGCAUGGAGCUGAAAGCUGACCAGCUCUACAAACAGAAGAUCAUCAGAGGCUUCUGUCACCUCUACGACGGACAGGAAGCAUGUGCAGCAGGCAUCGAAGCGGGCAUCAACCCCACGGAUCAUUUGAUCACUGCCUACCGUGCCCAUGGAUACACCUACACCCGCGGAGUGUCCGUCAAAGAGAUCCUGGCUGAGCUCACAGGUCGUAAAGGUGGUGUGGCCAAAGGCAAAGGAGGAUCGAUGCACAUGUACGCACCCUGCUUCUAUGGAGGAAAUGGCAUUGUGGGAGCACAGGUUCCUUUGGGUGCAGGCAUCGCUCUGGCCUGUCAGUACCAAGGCAACAAUCAGCUGUGCGUCUCAUUGUACGGAGACGGAGCAGCCAAUCAGGGCCAGCUGUUUGAGGCGUACAACAUGGCCGCCCUGUGGAAGCUGCCAUGCAUUUUCAUCUGUGAGAACAACAAGUACGGCAUGGGGACGUCUGUGGAGAGAGCAGCAGCCAGCACCGACUACUACAAAAGAGGAGACUAUAUACCAGGACUGAGAGUGGAUGGGAUGGAUGUCUUGUGUGUCCGAGAGGCUACCAAGUUCGCUGCAGACCACUGCAGAUCAGGAAAGGGUCCCAUUGUGAUGGAGCUGCAGACUUACCGUUACCAUGGACACAGCAUGAGUGACCCAGGCGUCAGCUAUCGCACUCGGGAGGAAAUCCAGGAGGUGCGCAGUAAGAGCGACCCCAUCUCCAUGCUGAAAGAGCGCAUGCUCAGCCACAACAUGGCAUCUGUAGAGGAGUUUAAGGAAAUGGAUGUGGAAAUCCGUAAGGAGGUGGAGGAGGCAGCUCAGUUUGCAACUUCAGAUCCAGAGCCACCACUGGACGAUUUGUGCAACCACAUCUUCUACAACAACCCGCCACUGGAGGUCCGCGGUACGCACCCAUGGGCCAAACUCAAGUCUCUCAGCUAGACUUUUGCAACAUACGUACACACAAAGACCCUCUAACGUCUGUUCAGUACAACCAAGACCCCAUGAAAACAUGUCACUCCAGACCUCUGCAGCAUUCCGCACCUUCACAGGACUCAGCCGGGACCUGAAACCUGCCAGUGUUAUUUAUUUAUGUAGUUUUCUAUAGAAUUAUCUCGGAGUUAAGUGGAUGUUUAUCCUGCUGAUGUGAGGAUAUCAGAUGUUUAAAAUAUCUGAGAAGGUGAUGUGUAUUUAACAGAGAAGGCUUUAGUUCUGAAGGGCUGCACACUAUACGCACAAAAUGUUAUUUUUCAGGUUUUCUUUUCAUUACGAGGCCAAGUUUUUAGCUAAUUUUUAAUGCCAGAAGAAGAAUUAUGAGUUUCAAUCACCUCUCCAUCCAAAACGUCGUUGGCAGCAUUUUCAAUCCUUAUAUUUAUAAAGCAAUCACUGGUUGAGCCUCUUUGCUGAGGUGUUUUUAAAGAUGUCUACAAAGAUUUUGGUUUGUAAAUGGAAAUGCACUAUCGGGAAAAAUUCGAGCCAUGGUAUGAGCUAAGUGUAUGUUUAUUAAAAUGUGAGCGAUUUCUAACGGAAGGGAAAAAGAAACCGAUCACGUUUUUAAAUAUUAAGAAGCAGCUUUUAAACAUUCUCUUUGAUUUGAGUUAAUGGAUGAAAAUGCGCGAAAGGAAACCACUUCGGAUUUCAGCUCUUUACACUGUUACUGCUACUGAUAAAAAUGCACUUACUGUAUUGUUUUGCUCCUCUUUACAUGCACCUCUGUAAAUGUUUACUGUUAGAAAUCCUGUACAGUUACAAAUAUGAAGCUUUACCUGACUGUUUGUGUAUAUGUUAAAUUGUAAAAGACUGUAAAAUAAAUAAAUAUGCAAAUGAGGAAGAAGA
This is a messenger RNA of Sphaeramia orbicularis (orbiculate cardinalfish), 2337 nucleotides long. RefSeq names its product pyruvate dehydrogenase E1 subunit alpha 1b (gene pdha1b). NCBI's taxonomy places the organism in Eukaryota, Metazoa, Chordata, Actinopteri, Kurtiformes, Apogonidae. Gene Ontology annotation, molecular function: pyruvate dehydrogenase (acetyl-transferring) activity. Gene Ontology annotation, cellular component: intracellular membrane-bounded organelle. The coding region runs from base 88 to 1443 and encodes 451 amino acids. The transcript has 13 exons. The record is from RefSeq and is a predicted model, not a curated record. Gene Ontology annotation, biological process: pyruvate decarboxylation to acetyl-CoA.